ACGUGCGCCGUGGUCCAGCAGAGCUCACCUUCCAGCUUGCGGCGGUUUAUUUGGCUUUCUCCUUUCAUCUUUCUUUCUCUUUACUUUUCGUAUAAGAGGGAAAAGUUGAGUCGAACGUGUUCACCAAUUGCCACCUCCCCAUUAUCCUCCACUCCCGCUCUAUUUUUUUCCCUCCUCCUUAAGCAGUGUCAACGUUUUUUUUUUUUUUUUUUUUUUUUUUUUUUUUUUUUUUUUUUUUUAAGUGUCUAUUUUGUUUUACGAUCGAUAGUUUGCCUUGUUUGGUCCCGGCGGCUGCAGAUCCGCGGAGUAGCGUGGACCUCAUGUAGAAAUGACAGCGAUGGAAGGGGCCGGCGGGUCGAGUUUUGGAAUUGACACGAUUUUGUCCGGCGCCGGCUCCGGCAGCCCAGGCAUGAUGAACGGAGAUUUCCGCUCGCUCGGCGAAGCGAGGACCGCGGAUUUUAGGAGCCAGGCCACCCCUUCACCUUGUUCGGAGAUUGAUACCGUGGGAACGGCGCCCUCUUCUCCGAUCUCCGUCACCUUGGAGCCCCCGGAGCCGCAUCUCGCGACAGAAGGACCCCAGCAUCACCACCACCUCCACCACGGCCAACAGCCGCCGCCACCGACCGCGGCCCCAGCGCAAAGUUUGCAGCCUUCGCCCCAGCAGCAACCGCCGCCACAGCCGCAGUCUGCAGCCCAGCAGCUGGGCUCGGCCGCCUCGGCCCCCAGGACUUCCACUUCUUCUUUUUUAAUUAAGGACAUCUUGGGAGACAGCAAACCUCUGGCGACUUGCGCACCCUACAGCACCAGCGUUCCCUCUCCUCAUCACACGCCAAAGCAGGAGAGCAACGCGGCGCUGGAGAGCUUCAGGCCAAAGCUGGAGCAGGAGGACAGCAAAACCAAGCUGGACAAGAGGGAAGACUCCCAGGGUGACAUCAAAUGCCACGGAACAAAGGAGGAAGGAGACCGGGAGAUCACGAGUAGCCGCGAGAGUCCCCCCGUGAGAGCCAAGAAACCUCGGAAAGCCAGAACAGCUUUCUCGGACCAUCAGCUAAACCAGCUGGAGCGCAGCUUUGAGCGGCAGAAGUACCUAAGCGUCCAGGACCGGAUGGACCUGGCGGCUGCACUGAACCUUACUGACACCCAAGUCAAGACCUGGUACCAGAACCGCAGAACCAAGUGGAAGCGGCAGACUGCCGUGGGCCUGGAGCUGCUGGCGGAGGCCGGGAACUACUCCGCGCUGCAGAGGAUGUUUCCGUCGCCUUAUUUCUACCAUCCAAGCCUGCUGGGCAGCAUGGACAGCACCACCGCGGCGGCGGCGGCCGCGGCCAUGUACAGCAGCAUGUACCGGACUCCUCCAGCGCCCCAUCCGCAGCUGCAGCGGCCGCUGGUGCCCCGGGUGCUCAUCCACGGCCUGGGGCCUGGGGGACAGCCGGCCCUCAACCCUUUGUCCAACCCCAUCCCAGGCACCCCGCAUCCCCGGUGAGGAAGGAAGGACAGUGCCGGCCCUCCAGGUUCCCACCCCGUCCCGUCCCGGACAGCUGCCCCGCCUGCCUGCCUCUCCCUGCACCAGGCCGACAGGAAUAGAGGCGAUGGAGUCAAAGGGGAGCUCACCGGUGGGCUGGUGUCCCCAAGGACCAGGCAGCCCUCUGCUCUCCAUCUGCCCGCCUCAGAGGCAGGGCUGCAAAGCUCCCCAACCGUGUGACUGGCGAAAAAUACUGAAAGUGCAACCAGUAAGUGAAAACAUCUACAAAACAAACCCUCCGAGUUCUUAUUAACAGAAUGGCUUUAGGGACAAGCAG
Molecule: messenger RNA, 1799 nt
Organism: Acomys russatus (golden spiny mouse)
Lineage: Eukaryota; Metazoa; Chordata; Mammalia; Rodentia; Muridae
Gene: Barhl2
Product: BarH like homeobox 2
Exons: 3
Coding region: 329-1483 (384 amino acids)
Biological process (GO): regulation of transcription by RNA polymerase II
Cellular component (GO): nucleus
Molecular function (GO): RNA polymerase II transcription regulatory region sequence-specific DNA binding; DNA-binding transcription factor activity, RNA polymerase II-specific
Source: RefSeq, a predicted model, not a curated record